UCGGGCCCCACCCUUGUCUUUAGGGGGAGGGUCCCCCCUGCCUGCAGGGCCAGCCCAGCCUGGCAGAGUCUCUCUGGGAGUGGAGCGAGGAGCCACCUGAGAAGUCUCACCUCCAGGGGCUUCUGGCAACCACAAGGCAAAAUACAAAGGGCAGACGCUGGUGCUAGGGGGUGGGAUCCCACUACACAACUCAGGGCAGCCCCAGAGCUGCUUCUCUGGGAUCCUGCCUGGCCAGACACACAGAGGGAGGGAGCCAGACCCUCUAACAGAUGAGCAGGCUCUCCAGUGGCGAGACACACCCAUGCAGAGGCACCUGCACCUCCUCAGGGGUGGGUCUGCAGCAGCAGUAAGAUGUGUUUUGUCUGGAGGUGCUCCUUGUGCAUCAGUGUAAAUCCAGGGGACCCACAGUCCUAUCCCCCUCCCCCACUCCGGGUCAGCCCCAGCCCUUGGGCAUUCCAUGCCUUGGGGCAUGUAGCCAGGACUACGGGCUUGUUAGCCUGACUAGCCUUGUGUGAAAGGGGCUAAUAUAAAAUGAAGCUGAAGCCUGCACUUGGGUCAAAAUGCCCCCCACAGCACUGACGUCCCUGGGAGCUUAGCCUGACCCAGGCACCAAGCUGGGAUCAUUGUUAUUAUAACAUAAGCUGUGCCGGUGACGUUUGAGGACGUGGCGGUCUAUUUCUCCCCGGAGGAGUGGGCAGAGUUAGAGGAAUGGCAGAGGGAGCUAUAUCGGGACGUGAUGAUGGAGAAUUACGAGCUGGUGGCAUCUUUGGGCUCUGUGGGCCUCAAGCCCAAGGCACCGGCUAGAAAAGCAAAGCGAGAGAAGGCACCAUGUGUCUGGGACCAUCAGUACUCGAGAGCAAAAGUCCUGAUGCUUCCAGCACAGGGGAACGACACCCCUAACCAGGAGCCGGUGACCUUCGAGGAGGUGGCGGUCUAUCUCACCACCGAGGAGUGGAAGGAGCUGAAGGACUGGCAGCGGGAGCUGUAUCAGGACGUGAUGAAGGAGAAUUACGAGCUGGUCACUUCUGUGGGAGACACCGUGGAGAAACCGGAGAUUGUCUCUAGGCUAGAGCGUGGGGAAGAGCCAUACAACCUCAGAGAGACACACGUUCCUGGUCCCCAUGGCACGGCAGACGCCGUCACGCUGAGACCGUCACUGCAAGGCAGGCAGAGGCUGGAGCCUGCAGGCCCUGGGGAGUUCCCAGGGGGCCAGACCGGGGGAAGUCUGGCUAGCAAGGACACAACAGGACCUUACCUUGGUGGUGGGACCCGGGGGGCUGAGGAGGAGGGGAUGCGUCGUGAGGAAGAGCCGGCAGGGCUGGACCAGAGCGAGAUGCUAACGGAGCGAGACACAGCGAGAGUUUCCCUGGGCUUGGCCGGGACCGGAGCCAGCGGGAGGCCUGUGAGGAACGGACACUAUGAACCCGCGUGGGGCGAGAGGCGGGUCAGGGACUCCCCAGCCAGCGCUGAGCCCCAGAGCAACGGGGCCCCAGGCAGAUCCCGCCCAGCACCUGAGAGCCAGGGGGGCAGCGUGGGGACGGGAGCCGUGACUGUAACCCCCAUCGCAGAGGGGCCGUGUGGGGGGAGCACUGGGCAGUGGGGGAAGCCAACAGAGGAGCACGCUACCCCCGUGGGAGGGAGGCCCUACGAGCGUGGGGAGGACUUUGGCAGCCAGGCCUCCCUAGCCAAGCACGCCAGGGCGGGCGCCUUUCCCUGCAGCCAGUGUGGCAAAGCCUUCAGCAGCAAGGGCAGCGUCCUGCGGCAUCUGAAGCUGCACAGUGAGGAGAAGCCCCAUGGCUGCGCCGAAUGUGGGCGGCGCUUCCGCACCAAGCAGACCUUCCUGUCGCACCAGCGCGUGCACACCGGGGAGAGGCCCUUUGCCUGCCACCAGUGCGGGCGGAGCUUCACACGCAAGGAGAACCUCGUGCGCCACCAGGAGACCCACGUGCACAAAGAGCCCCACACUUGCCCCGAGUGCGGCAAGAGCUUCCUGCACGAGGGUUCGUUGCUCCUGCACCGCCGUGCCCACUCCGGGGCCCGGCCCUUCCCCUGUGCCCACUGUGGCAAGAGCUUCAACUGGAAGACUAACCUCACCACCCACCUGCGCAGCCAUGCCGAGGAGCAGCCCUCCGCCUGCAGCCAGUGCGGCCAGGUUUUCAGCGACCGCGGAGACCUGCUGCGGCACCAGAGAGCCCACGCGGGCGGUGGGCUGCCAACGGCCUACGGCAAUGGGGAGACCUUCAGCGAGUUCCUCCAGAUCCACGAGAUGCUGAUCUCCCGCACACAUGCCCGCAAGCCUCUGGGCGCCCUCACCAAGUACAAAUGAAACCUGGCUGCAGGGCCCGGGCAGCUCUGCCAGCAUGGGGCAGGGGAGAACGCCCAGCCCCGUCUCCCAGCACGUGGCAGGGUAGAUGACCCUGCCAAUGCAGGUACGCCAGCGGGGUUACAGCCCGGCCAGGGAGUGCGGCCCUGGUGCGGGGAGCACUCUCCAGAGCUCUGGCUCCUCGGUGCAAGCUCUUCCCCCAGGAUUUUUCCUUUGGAUGGUGGUUGGUUCCCGUCCAGCUAGUUCCAGGUGCUGCUGCUGCCAGAUGUAGGGUGGCUGUUGCCCCCUGGGAUGCACUAGUCCCAUUGUUUAGGCCCCGACUCCUGGUGAUGAAGUCCCGCAGCACGUUCACAACCAGGGCUGCUCUCUGAGCUCUGAUGUUGCCGACCCUUGCAGGAGAGGCUGCUCAGACAUGCCCCGAUAGCCAGUAGCUAGCAGAGAAGAGCAGGGCCUAGGAGAAAUCUUCCGGGUCAGCCCCGGGUAGCACGCAUGGCUCCGGUGCGCUGGCCAAGGGGUCCCGAAUGGUAGAUCUCGCUGCAGCGAAGCCCGCGUCUGGGAGAAAAGGCAGCAUUGUGGAGGAGGCACAGACUGGCUUGCUGAGUCCAGGGAGAGGUUUCAGGGGAGUGCAUGGUGACAGCAAGCUGCGUUAGCCGGGGGCUGGAGAGCCAGAGAGAACCAGAGAGUCUGUCCAGCAGCCUCAGUCCGGAGUCUCCGCAGUACAUGGGUUGCCGAGAGCAGCCUGGCUUGCUGGUAAGGGCCUGUAGCCGCACUGGUGAAAGCCUGGCUAGAGGCGCCAUUGACUGGUCUCUGGUCUCAUUAACCAGCCAGGAUUGACUCACCAGUGAGUGCCUGUGAUCCCAGCUGCCUGCUGGCAUGUCUUAGCUGCAUUGCUAGCCUUGCACGUCCAGCCUAAGGUCACACCAUUCCGAUUACCCUCUUGCCUUGUAUAGAGCUAUUGAAAUGCUGGGCUAGAAGGGACCUCAAGAGGUCACCGAGUCCAGACCCCGGCGCUGAGGCGGGACCAAGAAAACCCAGCCUGGUCCUGACAGGUGUUUGUCCAACAGGUUCUUAAAAAUCUCCAGUGACGGGGACUCCAUGACCUCCCUUGGGAGACUGUGCCAGAGCUUCACUGCCCUGAGAGUUUCUUCUACUAUCUAACCAAAAUCUUCCUCUUGUUCCCCACUUCAGUUUGAAGCUGGCUUUAGCUGCAGCUCUCUCAGCUGGACUAGAGCCUGAGCCAUUGCUGGGUCCCCUCUGAAAUCGGGGAACACCACAUUUUGCAGGGUCUAGCUGUGUUCCCCUCUGGGCUGGGCUGGUGGCUCCAAUGAUGCUGGAGUUCAAGUGAGCAAGGAGGGACGGCCGAGGCGUGUUAUCAGCACGAACGGGGUCCUGUUUAAAGAACAUUUUCUUUACUAAGACUAAAUCACCAGCUCAGGUGAGAAAUGUGCCACCACGCAGGAAGGGAACGGCUGGCUGACCGAGCAGUGUAUGCACUGAAAUUCUCUGCGCGGUACAUAAAUACACUUCCGCUGUCAGACCAAGUGUCUAAUAAACCAGCCCAGUUGUCGCUCGCUGCC
Dermochelys coriacea (leatherback sea turtle) is the source of this 3900-nucleotide messenger RNA. Its product is annotated as zinc finger protein 92 homolog. Gene Ontology annotation, molecular function: RNA polymerase II cis-regulatory region sequence-specific DNA binding; DNA-binding transcription factor activity. Gene Ontology annotation, biological process: regulation of transcription by RNA polymerase II. The transcript is spliced from 8 exons. Bases 737 to 2326 code for a protein of 529 amino acids. Lineage: Eukaryota; Metazoa; Chordata; Testudines; Dermochelyidae. The record is from RefSeq and is a predicted model, not a curated record.